Lotus japonicus is the source of this 2122-nucleotide messenger RNA. Its product is annotated as apoptosis inhibitor 5-like protein API5. Gene Ontology annotation, cellular component: nucleus. Lineage: Eukaryota; Viridiplantae; Streptophyta; Magnoliopsida; Fabales; Fabaceae. The transcript is spliced from 17 exons. Bases 170 to 1822 code for a protein of 550 amino acids. Gene Ontology annotation, molecular function: mRNA binding. The record is from RefSeq and is a predicted model, not a curated record. Gene Ontology annotation, biological process: regulation of programmed cell death.
GGGCACGUUUAGAAGAAACGGCGCGUCGUACAUAUAUAGACAUCCAGAUAGAUAAGAGUGACAACUUACACAAAAACCCGAAUAGGAACAACUUGACCUUCUUAGAUCACUCACUCACUCCCAAAACUCCUCAACUCAAAACCCUUGUUCACUUCACCAGACUCUUCCGAUGACUGACCCUUCCGACGAAGCUUCUUACAUCGAGAAGCUCUACGAAUACGGCGAGCAACUCAACACUGCCAAGGACAAGUCUCAGAAUGUCAAGGAUUACCAGGGAAUCAUAGAUGCGGCUAAGACCAGUGUUAAGGCCAAGCAGCUUGCUGCACAGCUCAUUCCCAAGUUCUACAAGUUCUUCCCUGACCUCUCUGGUCCUGCACUUGACACACAUCUUGAUUUGGUUGAGGCUGAAGAACUUGGGGUCCGGGUGCAAGCAAUCAGAGGUCUGCCUCUUUUCUGCAAGGAUACACCUGAAAAUAUUGGGAAAAUGGUUGAUAUUCUAGUGCAAAUUCUUGGGUCUGAGGAAUUUGUGGAACGUGAUGCUGUGCAUAAGGCUCUGAUGUCUCUGCUGAGGCAGGACGUGAAAGCUUCUUUGACAGCUUUGUUUAAGCACAUUGGCAGUGUUGAAGAGCCAAGCACAGAUGAUGUUAUUCGUGAGAAAGUUAUAAACUUUGUUAGAGAUAAGGUUUUCCCUAUCAAAGCUGAAUUGCUGAAACCCCAAGAGGAAAUGGAAAGACACAUUACUGAUCUCAUAAAAAAGAGUUUAGAAGAUGUAACUGGUAUAGAAUUCCGAAUGUUUAUGGAUUUUCUGAGGAGUUUGAGCCUAUUUGGAGAAAAGGCUCCACCUGAGCGGAUGCUAGAGCUGAUUGGAAUCAUUGAAGGGCAAGCUGAUUUAGAUGCACAGUUCAAUGUUUCAGAUGCUGAUCACAUCGAGAGGUUGAUAUCAUGCCUUCACUUGGCACUUCCAAUUCUCGUGAAGGGUGCAUCUAGCAGUAAAUUUCUCAGCUACAUAAACAAAUAUAUAAUACCUGUGUUUGACCAGCUUCCAGGAGAACGGAAAGUAGAUUUGCUCAGAAGCCUUGCUGAGUUUUCACCUUAUACAACACCACAAGAUUCACGCCAAAUGCUUCCUUCUAUUGUUCAGUUGCUGAAGAAAUACAUGACUUGGAAGAAGACUGGAGAAGAGAUGAACUUUACAUAUGUUGAGUGCUUAUUAUAUGCAUUUCAUCACCUAGCUCAUAAGGUUCCUAAUGCCACAAAUAGUUUGUGUGGUUAUAAGAUUGUUACUGGCCAGCCAUCUGAUAGGCUUGGAGAGGACUUUUCAGAGCAAUAUAAAGAUUUUACCGAGAGACUGAAUAAUGUCGAGGAGUUCACCCGGGCUACAAUUAAGAAAUUAACUCAAGGAAUGGCUGAAAACAACAAAUCUAUGGCAGAUGCUAAGACUGAUGAAGAAAAAGAAAAAAUUAAAACUAAGAAACAGAAUGCAACGACUGGUUUGCGGACUUGCAAUAACAUUUUGACUAUGACAAAGCCAUUGCACGCCAAGGUGCCUUCAUUCAUCGGAGAUAAGAGAAUCAACCUUUCCUGGAAAGAAGCAAUCAAAGCUGCACCUACCACACAAACUGCUGGAGCAAAACGGCCUGCUACUGCUGCCAAUGGAUCCAACAAUAUUGCCUCAAAGAAGGGCCGAGGUGCUGGUGGUUUGCAAAAUCAACUUGUCAAUAGAGCGCUGGAUGGAUUAUCUGGUGGUGGGAGAGGUUUUGCCAGGGGCAGAGGCCGAGGUUGGGGUGGUCGCGGAAGAGGAAGGGGAAGAGGGUUUCGGUAACUGUUGCAGUUCUGAUCAGAUUUCAUGAAACUGUACCAGAAUACAAUAGGGCUCGUUAAUGUACUAAUUUUUUUUAUCAGAGAGGUUUUGAUUACAGAGGAUGAUGAUGGCAUUUUAAUUUAGUUGUACUUUAUCCUGAGCUUGUUUAUGUAGUAGAAUGCUGAGUUAUUGGUAAUUUUUCAGUCCAUUCGUGCAAGCAUCAGAAAAGGAAUUAGUUGACUCGUUUUAUGCCCAUUGGCAUGUAUGCAUGUAAUUUAAUGACUAGUGGACUUAUAUCUAUACCAUGUCUGAUUUGUAAAA